Messenger RNA from Nicotiana tabacum (common tobacco), 600 nucleotides. RefSeq lists its product as uncharacterized. Gene Ontology annotation, molecular function: DNA helicase activity. Gene Ontology annotation, biological process: telomere maintenance; DNA repair. Lineage: Eukaryota; Viridiplantae; Streptophyta; Magnoliopsida; Solanales; Solanaceae. The record is from RefSeq and is a predicted model, not a curated record.
AUGAGAUAUAUAGCUUUGGCAACAACUACUUCUGGUGUUACUGCUUCUAUUCUUCCAGGUGAACGUACUGCACAUUCACGUUUCAAAAUCCUUAUUGACAUCGAUGAAAAUACCAGUUGUAACAUUAGCAAAGAAAGCUCACUUGCAGGGUUAAUCCGAGAUGCAAAAUUAAUUGUGUGGGAUGAGGUAUCUAUGGCCAAAAGAAGAAUGUUAGAAGUUUUUGAUCUACUGUUAAAAUAUCUGAUGAAUGCAAAUGCAUUAUUUGGCAGAAAAGUUAUAGUUUUACGAGGUGAUUUCAGACAGACUCUUCCUGUUGUGCGAUACGGAAAAAAAAAAGAUUUCAUUGGCGAAAGUUUGUUAUAUUCUAGCAUUUGGAAUGAACUUGAAAAAUUAAAGUUAUCUGAGAAUAUGAGAACUAAAACAGAUCCUGCAUUUUGUGAUUAUUUGCUACGAAUUGGAAAUGGACAAGAACGAGUCAACUCAGCAGACAAGAUUGAAAUUCCAGAUUCUUUGAUUAUUCCUUAUACAACCGAAAGAGAAUCUCUUGAUAAAUUAUUCGCAGCGAUCGACAUAUUCAAAUUUGGAUUUGUUAUAUUCUAA